Fusarium graminearum PH-1 is the source of this 1766-nucleotide messenger RNA. RefSeq lists its product as uncharacterized. The transcript is spliced from 2 exons. The record is from RefSeq and is a predicted model, not a curated record. Lineage: Eukaryota; Fungi; Ascomycota; Sordariomycetes; Hypocreales; Nectriaceae. Bases 221 to 1582 code for a protein of 453 amino acids.
CCAAAACUCUAACAGCCCGGAAUCCUUAUUUCUUAGCGACCAUUCCCGACCGAAAUUAUUCGAGCAUCUCGCUGAAAUUAUCGAAAAGAACGUAUUCCAGUGGUUACAGUUAGUCACGCCUUCGCGCACAUUCUCCGUCUCUGUAGUGCCCCGCCCUCGAACAAGCACAUUAUCGAAACCGCUUCUCUACCCGAAAGCACGAACUCUCGAACCAGGCCUCAUGUCUAUCGAAGCUGAGGGCUCGGCUCCCCCGCCGCAAGCCCCCGAGAAGCAGGAAGUCAAGUCAGAAAAGAAGGACCAGAGCAAACCCCAGCAGCCUCCCAAGGAUGGCCAACAACAGCAAGCCGCCCCCGCAGGCGAGAAGAAGCUCUCCGGAGCUGAAUUAAAGAAGAGAGCCAAAGAGGAGAAGGCCGCUAGACGCGCCCAAGCCAAGGUUGCUCAAGUGCCACAGGGCCCAGCGCAAGGUGACAAGCAGGCCGGUGGUGAUGGCAAGGGAGGCAAGGCAAAGCCUAAGCAAGACGGACAAAAUCAGCAGCACGGCGGCGCAAAACUUCCCAUUCGACCAGCAGGUGCGACCGUUGUCAAGGACGACAAGCCUUCGAUACCAGACUGCUUCAGCCAUCUGUCUAUGGCCAGGCGCAUAGACAUGACCCACGCCGACAAGGACGUUCACCCUGCUGUCUUGGUUCUCGGAGAGCACAUGAGCGCAUUUGCGAUCAGUGACAGCAUCACUCGACUGGAAGCAACUUUAUAUGCUUUCAAGAAGGUCAUCGACUCGUACACAACACCUCCUGGCUCCACUUUCUCCCGCCAUUUCACAUCUCACGUUCUCAACCCUCAGAUCGAGUAUCUCACAGCAUGCCGUCCCAUGUGUUUCUCCAUGGGUAAUGCUAUCCGAUGGCUCAAGCUUCAGAUCAGCAAGAUUGACAUCGAUCUCCCCGACUCUGACGCCAAGAAGCUCCUAUCCGAGUCCAUCGACAAUUACAUUCGUGAACGCAUAACUCUCGCGGACUACGUAAUCGUUGAGACGGCUGCCAGCAUGAUUGAAGAAGACGAUGUAGUACUCACUUACGCUCAUCACCACCUCGUUGAGCGCACCCUUCUCCAGGCUCGCCAGCUCCAGAAGAACUUCCGUGUUAUCCUUGUCGACGAUCCUUAUGAGCGUGUCGGCAUCGAUCUCGCAAAGAAGCUCUCCGCUGCUGGCAUUCACGUCGCCUACUCUUCCGAUCUCAGUGCGCUGCGAACCCACCUCUCCGAGGCCACCCAAGUUCUGCUUGCCGCCGAAGCCAUCUUCAGCAACGGUGCCAUGUACGCCCGUGCAGGCUCAUGCGACAUUGCUACAGUCGCUACUGACCUUGGUGUUCGUGUCGUCGCUCUGUGCGAGACCAUCAACUUCACCGAGCGUGUGUCUAUUGACUCGCUCACCUACAACGAGAUUGACCCUGAGCGAUCCACUGACGUUGGGUUCCGCUUGCUUUUCGACACUACGCGGGACAAGUACAUCACGGUUGUUGUGACGGAACUGGGCAAUUCUUCGGCUACUUCUGUGCCAGCUAUCCUAAGAAAACUAGAGGAGUUGUAGGCUUUUGAAUUCAAGUAAAAACAUGGGUUACACUUUCUCACCUGAUAGAUGAUGCGGUGUUUGGGUUGUCAUUCUGAUCCAGAUUGUGAAUGUAUAAGAGGCAGUCUUUUGAAGCAAUGAAACUGUACUUGUAUUCUGUAGCGUUUGUGAUGUUUCUGGUCUGCUGCAAGCCCGGUGAUUUCUC